GAAACGGGUGUUCCCCACGAAUGUUUGUUGUGGUCGCGCGACGGACCAACGGCCGGAGCGGAGCGCGCGCUCGGAAUGGAGCGCGCGCGUAGGGGGUCCAGGACGGGACCGCGCAACCACUGCCAGCGCUUCGACUACAUCUGUCUCAAAAUUACGCUCAUCGUUUACUCCACUUUCUUCUGGUUAAUUGGAACUUUCAUCCUUUGUAUUGGCAUAUAUGCAGAAGUUGAGAGACAGAAGUACAAGACACUGCAAGGUGCCUUUUUAGCUCCAGCUAUAAUCCUGAUUUUGCUGGGAAUUCUGAUGUUUGUGGUGUCGUUUAUUGGUGUUUUAGCAUCUUUGCGGGACAACUUGUGCCUUCUGAAAGUGUUUCUCUAUACACUUGCAAUUGUGCUGAUACUGGAAUUGCUGGGUGGAGUUGUGGCAUUGAUCUUCAGGCAUCAGACAUUAGACUUUAUAAAUAAAAACAUCCGUAAAGGCAUUAUACAUUACUAUGAUGACCUGGACUUCAAGAACAUAAUGGAUUUUGUUCAAGAGGAGUUUAAAUGCUGCGGUGCAGAGGAUUUCACUGACUGGUCACUGAAUAUGUACCAUAGUUGUGAAGGACAUGCAGCUGGGCCACUUGCUUGUGGUGUGCCAUACUCUUGUUGUAGACGCAAUAAGACAGAUGUUGCCAAUACAAUGUGUGGUUAUAAAACGCUUAAUGAGCAACGUUCCACUGUCCUUCAAAUCAUCUAUGUUGGUGGGUGCACGGACGCAGUGUUGAAUUGGUUCUUGGGACACUAUGCAGCCAUGGCUGCCAUCCUAUUUGGUAUAAUAGCACCACAGUUUUUUGGUGUUUUAAUAACUUGGCUGUAUAUCAGCCGGCUGGAAGAUAUCAUCUACGAAUACGAUGCCAUGGAUAUUGGACUGAUGAGUGGACCAUCUUACAGACACUAUGGAGGUGCAAGCACAUCAGGAGCAGGGUGCUGUUGGUGUUUGCCUACUCUUGACGCUGUUGUAUGAAAUUUGUUGUAUGGGAUAAUUAUAUCAUGUUAUAGGUGUCUCAAGGAGCAGCACAGGCUGUAAUACAAUCCAGGGGUUCCAAUAGUGUUUAAAGAGUUUAUAUUGCAGCAGUUUAAGACAAUCUAAGUUGACCAGAAAAAACAUUUUGGAACAGAGAGUAAACUGAGCAGUUUUGCGUGGAGAUCAGAGAUAAGAGUCGGUGUCCAAAUUGAAAUCCACCUUUUAAGUUUUUGGAUUCGGAAGACCAGGGUUGUAUUACCAACGUUUUCUGUACGCUCCCUACAUUUCGUAUUACUUAACGCUCUAAAACUCCCAUUCCCAUUUAAUAUACAUGAUAUCUCACUACACUUUUUAAAGGUGCUGUCCUGUGAACAACAUAUUUUGGUUUCAGGCCAAAUAUGUCUUGUUUUGUCAUGGUGCAACCUUGUAUUUUUCUACCUCUCUGUCCUGUUACUGCUCCUUUGAAAUAGUAUAACUAUUCCGAGGUGCAACAGGUACUUCAUCCAUGUAUUUCACCGUCGUAACCCUGAGCGCCAUCUUACAAAUUGAGACAAGAAUUGGAACCAUUCUAUUUUGCGCAUUAUGAUCAUGGGUGAAUUGCAGAUGUAACCACUCCUUCAGUUGGACUUGUCUCCUCAUAACUGUAUUCCAACUGUUUUGCACAAACAUGGGCUUGUGUAGUUCAUUUAAACCAAUCUGUGUUCCACAGGUGAUCAUUCAGGAUUUUAGGCUGACACGCAACCUGUUGUCUUUUAAUAUUUUUUAUAGAUUUGAUUGUAAUGUGUAUCUAAUUGUUAAAAGGAUAGACAAGCAAUGACUAAUUGCAAGGAUUUUUGCCAACUACACAUGAGAAAAAUCCCAGGUAUGAUUUUUUUUCAUCCAUUACGUUACAGCUGGUGAGAAACUAUUUACAAGUUUAUCAGAGGCAAACACAGAGAAUUCUGAAGAAACUCAGUACCUCUUGACAGUAUCUAAGGAGAGAGAAACAGAGUUAAAGUUUCAAGUCUAGUAUGACUCUUCUUUGGAAAUAGACUCAAAACAUUAACUCUGUGUUUCUCUAUCCUCAGAUUCUUAAAGAUCUGCUGAGAUUCUCCAACAUUCGCUGUGUUGUUUGAUUUCCAGCAUCUACAGUAUUUUGCCUUUAUUCGAAAGUUUAUCAAAAGUUUGGUGUGAUUUCAAGUUUUCAUGGUUUUUUUUGCAAAAUUCAUUUUCAUGCCGCAGAAUGAACAGGAGGUGCUCCAGUACCACACUUGCAAGUUUCCAAACAGUCCAAUUCACUCAAGGAUUUUGGACCCAACAACAUUCCAGCAGUAGUACUAAAGACAUGAGCUACAGAACUUGCCGCAUCCCCAGCUAAUGUAUUCCAAUACAGCUGCAACACAGUUAUCCACCCACACAAUUUAGAAAAUUGCCUAGCUAUGUCCUGUACACAAAAAGUAGAACCAAUCUAACCAGAUGGCACCGUGGCUCAGUGGUUAGCUCUGCCACCUCACAGCGCCAGGGACCCAGGUUCAUCCCACCCUUGGGCGCCUGUCUGUGUGGAGUUUGCACAUUCUCCCUGUGUCUGAAUGGGUUUCCUCGGGUGCUCUGGUUUCCUCCCACAGUCCAAAGAUGUGCAGGCUAGAUGGGUUGGCCGUGCUAAAUUGCCCGUAGUGUUCAGGGGUGUGUAGGCUGGGUUAUAGGGGAGUAGGUCUGAGUGGUAUGCUCUAAGGGCUGGUGUGGACUUGUUGGGCUGAAGGGACUGUUUCUACACUGUAGGGAUUUUUAGAAAAAAGAAAUCAACAAUUACCAUCUCAUCUGUCUACUCUUGAAUAUCAGCAAGUGAUGGAAAGAGCCAUCAAUAGCGCUUUCAAGUGAGCAUCGUUGUGGUUGUUGGAAGUCAGUCAUCUCAGCACCUGGAUGUCAUUAUAGAAAUUCUUCAAGGUAGUGUUAUAGACAAAGCAAUCUUCAGCUGCUUCAUUGCUGACAUGUUCUUGACUAUAAUGUCCAAAGUGGGGCUAUUCAUUAUUGAUUACGCACUUAAUACCAAUCUCGAUGAUUCACUUACCAAACAAGUGUCUAUCCGUUUGCGAGAUGGAUAGCAUUUGGGCUCAGGCUGGUAUUUGGCAAUUUGCAUUCUUGCCAGACAAUGACAAAUUCCAACCAGAGAGAAUCAGACUCUCUGUCCUUGAUAUUCAAUGGCAUUACAUUGCUGAAUCCACCACUGUCAACAUCCUGGGAUUUAUCAUUGACCAGAAACUGAAGUGGAGUAGCUAUAUAAAUGCUGUGGCAACAAGAGCAGGUGAGAGGCUGGGACUUAGGAAGCGAGCAACUCAUCUCUUGUUUCCUCAAAGCUUUGUCCACCAUCAUCAAAGCAUAACUCGGAAGUGUGAUGUAAUACUCUCCUCUGACCUGGAUAUGUGCAUCUCCAACAGCAUUCAAUCUCAAUAGCAUCAAGGUCAAACUAGUCCAUUUGAUUGGCAUUGUUUCCACAUUCACUCUCUGUAACACCAGCACGUACAGUACAGGGACAUGGAAAGAUAGGGCAGUCGAUAACAUGGGAAUACUACCACCUACAUUCUUCAUCCCCCCGCCAAACCAAAAGCAGCAGUCCUCUUGACUUUGAACCAAAGUACUGUUCCUUCACCAUCACCAGGUCAAAGGUCCUGUGAAUCCCUUCUUGUUAGCAUUUUGGGCAGACCAAAGACCACAUGGAUUACAGAAGACAACAGCUCAUCACCACCAUCUUGUGGGCAGUGAAUGCUGAACUAGUUGGUGAUGCCCUUAUCCUGUGAAAAAAUUGAGCAAAAUAAAAUUGCAUAUUUCCUUUAACUAAAACAUUACACUGUUUAAAGCAUUUUCCUGAGACCUAUGAUUUCAGAUUUUAUUAAAAUUAAAUAUUAAUGGUUUGUAGAUUUCUUAAAAUUAAAUUCCACAGACUGAACAAAAUAAUGGAAAAAUUAAAUUCAAUAUGCUCAAAAGAAUAACUGAUUAUUUUGUUCAUUCUUAGAGUUUAGACAUUUUCGUACUGAUUGACUUAAUUUAUUUUGCUUAUGAGGUAUGAUCUGACUAACUGUGAGACAGGCAUUUUACGACGCUAAGAUCUUCCAUCAUUUUCACCUCUUGCCCACUUCUUUGAUCAUGAGUCUUCACUGCUGUCUGGGAUCCUGCCUCUUCCUGAAUACUUCUCUAGCCUCUAAUCCACUCUAGAUCAUUUUAUUGACAACUGAUCCCCUCACUCACUGUCACCUGUCUCAUUUUGAACUUUAAACGGUCUGUUCGUAGAAGCCCAAUGUCCAACAUGGUCACCAAAUUUUCUGAAUAAAAGCCCAAACUCCAAAUAGCCCAUUGCUACCUGUGACGAUGCUGUCACUUUAAAAAUGUUAUUUUGUCCUGGGUAUUUUUUUGAACAAAAGUUGUAAAGGCAGAGAUGGAAAACUGGCCACUGGAGGUGGCUGAAGUAAACAGCUUGGGAGGUCUUUAACAACAACCACAGCAACAAAAAUGGAGAAAUUGCUGGAAAAGCUCGGCAGGUCUGGUAGCAUCUGUGAAGAAAAAUAUCAGAGUCAAUGUUUCAGGUCCGAUGACCCUUCCUCAGAACUCAGUACAUUUUUCCAACUGGCCUGAAAUUGACCAGGAUAUUCUCAUUGGUGUCUGUUUUACAAGUCAUGACAGCCUCUCACGUAUGUUUCAGUGCUGCACAAUGCAAUGUGUUGAAACACUCACUGUGUGUUGCUUAAGCAGAAUAGUACCGGAGUUUUAUUAACAUUGCUGUAAUCUCAUAUCUGCCAUAGGGGUAGUGGCAUGAUGACAGUUAUACUUCCACUACCUACAUAUUUUUGACUCAAAUAUAAAAUCGGCAUACCACUGUGUAUCUACCCUAAACCAGAUGUUCUAACUUUGCUGCAUAAAGAAAACAAUUUUUAAAACCUGCAAGAACAGUGACAAGCAUGAUUCUCUAACCAAGCAAUAAUUAAUCUCAGAACUACAUCAGAUUAUAUUUUCUUCACUGACUCUUGUGGCCGUAAACAUUUCAGUCAGAACAGCAACCUUUUGGACUUCUCUCUGUCCUAUCAACUGAUUAAAUGCAAAUGAAUCUUAAAGCCAUGACCAACACAAAUGCGAUAGUCAAGAAGGCACAAUAACACUUCUUCUCCUUCAGGCGGCUGAGCAAAUUUGGCAUGUCCAUAAGGUCCCUCACCAACUUCUACAGAUGCACCAUUGAAAGCAUGUUGUCCAGGUGCAUAACGGCCUGGUAUGGCAACUGCUCUGCCCAGGACUGUGAGAAACCAGAGAACGUGGUGUGCAUAGCCCAGACCAUCACAGAAGCCAACCUUCCAUCCAUGGACUCUACUUACACGGCUUGCUGCCAUGGAACGGCAGCCAACAGCAUAAAAGAUCUAUCACACCCUGGUAGUGAUCUCCUACAAGCUGUUCUGUCAGGUAGAAGAUACAGAAGCCUGAACACACACACAAGCAAGUUCACAAACAGCUUCUUUCUGGCCUUCAACAGACUGUUGAAUGGACUCUAGCCUGAAAAAAUUAACCUGCACUGCAACCUGUAUGCUUCUAAGUCUUUUUGAUCUGUGCAUCAUUUGCUAGCUGUGAUCUACCAGUACUGCUCGUAAAACAAGCUUUUCACUGUAUUCCAGUGCAAUGUCAAUAAAUCAGUUGCACUUUACUUGCUGACCAAUUCACUGUGCUUUAUUUGUUCCCUUCUUUAUAAGAUAGCUUGUCUUAUGGCUUACCAGGAGCAGCAUCUUGAGAUCCAGCAGUAUUCUGUUCAGUGUUGGUGUUACAGUUUCUGUUGCUGCAACCGGCUGGUACAUGAUCAACAAGUGCCACCCUUUGGAUGAGACUUGAAAUCAAAGUUCUGUCUACCUGUUCCAAUGACUUCAGAGCAUGAUUAAACUUCCAGAACAUUAUUGAAAGUAAGUUGAGAGAUUUCUCUGAUACCAUGGGUCAAACUUUCCAACACCACCAAGUGCUGAUUAUCUUUUCAUGAGGACCUCAGUCACUCAACUGAAUAAAAUAUUUAAUUUGCUAAUUCUAUCAUCAGCAUCCUCUGCAGUACUCCCGCAUGUAAAUCCUUUGAUCCAAUGCCUCAUUCCAUAUUAGCGAAAAGAAUUCUCUCAGAUAAUGUUGAAAUACAGUGAAGUCAGAUUAAAUACCUUGGAACUAAUGAGUGUAUAUAACCUAGUAACAUUGUAAGUAUUUUUAAUCAAUCUGGUGAGGCUUGAACGUGUAUUUUCUAAUCCAUAGGUAGGGAUGCUACUAGAGCCCUCUUAGUGACGUUGUACACUGUGUGUUUCCUCAAACACCAACCCUGACCCCCACACCCCGUGCUCCUUAUGGAAGUUACUUCACUGUUAGCAGUAAGUAAAGAUAGCUGGGUGAUAACAAAGUAAAGGGUUACAUUGCAAGAAGUUAUGAUUGUGCUUCAAAUAGCGCCAUAGUAUCCUGACAUUCACAAGGUCCUGACAGCAAUCUGAUCUGUAUCUUCUUCUGCCACAACCUGCUACUGGGCGUGGCUUCCCUAAGUUUAUGCUUCCACUGGAGAGCAAGCCUCUGAGCUGCAAUGUAUUUGUGUCUUACCUGCUCAUUACUCAAGAAUCAUCACCGGUGUCAGUACUCUGCAGUAAUUGUGGGCUUCUCUGGACCUAAGAUUAAGAACAUUUCUCCAGCUGCCACGUCCACCUCCCUUCCCUCUAUCAUAAAUCAAACUUCCCUAAGAUUUGUCCUGCCCUAACCCUGAAGUCUGUUGUAGGAGUAUAAGUUGUCCACACUGGACUGGAUAAAUUGGUUAAAAUAAAUUGUGGAGAUUUGGUGGCAGAUAUUUAAAGAACUACUUCAUCACCUUCAAUAAAGAUACAUUUCAGUGAGGAAGAAAGACUAGCAGAAAUAUAUGCCAUUCCUGGCUAACUAAGGAAGUGAAGUGUGAUAUCCAAAUGAAACGAUGGCAUGUGAAAAUUAGUGGUAGGCCAUAGGACUGGGGAAGCCUUAGCAAGGAUUACUAAAAAAUUAUAAACAGAAAUGAGACAACUCAAGACAUAAGAAUAUUAAUCCUACAGCUAUCCAUGGAGUAGAUGAACAUCAGGCAACAGGAAAAGAGAAAUGCUGAAUAAUCACAGUCACUGAGUACUAGGAAAAAUAAUGUGACUAUAAACUGACAAGUUCACUGAUCCUGAUGGUUUGCAUUUUAAGAUCUUAAAAGAAAUUUCUCCAAAGAUAGUGGCUACAUUAGUUGUAUACAUCUAGAAUGGAAAUGUAAAACAUCAUCAAGGAAAAAGAAACAAGAUAACUAUAACCAGUUAGCCUAACCUCUAUCUUAGAAAAAAUGUUAGAAUAAUCAUGCAUAAUACACUGUUGGGGAUGAUAUUAGCAUGGGUAGAGGAUUGGCUAAGUAACAGAGCAUUAGGAUAAAUGGUCAUUUUCAGAUUAGCAGCCUAUAAUCAGUGGAAUACUACAAGAUCAGGCAUGGGGAAUCAGCUAUUUACAAUUUAUAUUCAUGACUCGAAUGAAGGGACCAACUGUAUUGUAGCUAAAGUUGCUAGCAAAGCAAAGGAAAGUAGGAAAGCAAAUUUGGAGGAUGCAAUGGGAUGUCAUCAGUUACUUGAGUAGGUAAAAAUUCAACAGAUAAAAUACAAUGUAGGAAGAUAUGAGGUUCACUUUGGCAUGAAGAAUGGAAAAGCAAGUUGUUGUUUAAAUGAUGAGAGACUGCAGAAUGUUGUGGUAUGCAGACAUCUGUGUGUUCUUGUAUAUGAAUCAUAACAAGCUAUCAAGUAAUUAGGAAGGCAAAGGGAAUGAUGGCCUUAAUUGAAAGGGGGAUGGAGUAUACAAGUAGUGAAAUCUUACUACAAUUGCACAGGGCCCAUUCACACAUAAAUGCAUUUUUGCUCACCUAAUGGGAGGGAUAUAUUUGCUUUAGAAGUGUUUCAGAGGAAGUCCUCUAGGCUUAUCCUGCGAUAAAGUAAUUGGUUCACGUGGAAAGGUUGAGUCUAUACUCAUUGGAGUUUAGAAGAAUGAGGGGUGAUCUUAUUAAAAUUUCGAAGAUUCUGAUGGGGCUUAACAAGAUAGAUGCUGAGUGGAUGUUUCCACCCAUAGAGCAAUCUAGAAGUGGGGGCAAAUUUUCAAACUAUGGAGUCCCCCAUUUAAGACAGAUGAAGAAUUUGUUUUGCUAGAGUUCAUUAGGCUUCAGAAUUCUUUAGCUGAGUGCUUUGGAGACUGGGUCAUUGAGUAUAUUUAAGUCUGAAUUGGACAUAGUUGUGAUGGACAAGAGAAUCAGAGGUUAGGGGAGGGCAGGCAGAAAAUUGGAGUUAAGGCCAUAAUCAGAUCUGCAUGACUCCAUUAGCUUGUGGAGUAAGCUCUAGGGGCCAAAUGACCUCUCACCUCUGUUUGCCAUGUUCUAUUUCCUGUCCUGAGGCUCAGCCUGACUUGGUACAGCCAUAAUGUUGCAUUUCACUCCAAGAUAGCUUCUGAUCGCAUAUCCACAGGGUAACCAAGACUGUGUAUAUCCGCCUCAAUAGAUAACAAAUUGUGCACUGGCUCAGCUGUUCUGCUGCUGAAAUGUUCAUCUCUACCUCUAAAUCUAGUCCUGUAUUCUCCUGGCCAAUCUCCCACCUUCCUCACUACAAAUUUUAAGCUCAUUCAAUACUCUGCAUAAUUCUCACCUCAUCUAAUUUUUCAAAGAUCUUUAUUCUUCCAAACAUAGAUUGGGUUCCUGGCAAUGCCUUGAUUUUAAAAUUCUCAUGCUUAGCUGAACUUUGAGAGGCUAAGAGAAAUGUUUGAUGAUUGUUACAUUCUGAUGUCCCAGCCAAUAUUUAUUGCCCAACUGGUGUCAAUGCAGCCGAUAAAGUGGUCAUUAUGGCCUUGCUGUUCAUGACACCUUCAUGUGUGUUACUUGGCUGUCACAAUGUUGCUUUGAAGACUUCACUUCAUUUAUUGUGAAGCUUUCAUAGCAAACUGACAUUGUGAAAGCUGCUAUACAAAUGAAAAUUCUUAUUCAGCCAUUAGACCGUGAGAUGGAUGGGUGAUUAAGUAAACAGUGCAAAUUGUACCUACUUUGAAUUAAAUUGGUGUGUUUCUUAAUAGAGUUUUUUAAAUUAGGCUUUAUUGUUGUAGAUAUGGGACAUCUUUUUGCAUGGAUUAGAUGCAACAGCUGCCUCAGUAAACACUACAGCCUUGCAGUAAGCAUAAUCUCAUUGUUUUGUGCAAUACAUUGUAAUACUUUUUAGCAAACCACAGGCACUGUUGAUUGACAGAUAGUCUCUAUCAUCCUCAAAAGCAGUAUCUGCUAUUAGUUACUUAGCCCUGAGGUAUUGCUGAAGUGCCCUGCUGUUGGGUGUGCAAACUUUUCUUGGAGCAUUUCAUCAGAGCAAAAGUUGUGUUAGGUAAGAGCAUUAAGGUUACAGAACAACGGCAAAUUGAUGGAAUUCAGAUAACAUCUGCCAUGAUCUAACCAAAUUCCUGAACAGGCUCAAUGGGUCUCCACUUGUGCCUAUAUUUCAAAUGGUUUUUACAAUCUAUUCAAUACAAUAUUUUUUUGAAAACUAAAUAUAAAAAUCAUUUCAAAAUCAUUUAGUUUGACAGAUAAAACUGACAAUUUUGUUCAAAGAUUCAUCAGAUCAUUAUCUGUCUUUGGUUGCCUUCAUGAGUUGCACAAUAUGAGGAGAGUUUGAACGUUCUGCAUCUUCUGCUGUGUUUUUGCUAUCCAGUCAGCAUAUUUAAAAUAAAGUUCUGUCAGUCUGCACUAUUUUUAAAUUAUGAUUCUGACUACUAUUACACAGGCCUUUAAAUAAUUACUUAUGGAUAAUCUGGUUUUAAUGAUUUGUGAUG
Messenger RNA from Stegostoma tigrinum, 9819 nucleotides. It is a transcript of the gene tspan15, whose product is annotated as tetraspanin 15. Gene Ontology annotation, cellular component: membrane. Bases 76 to 1005 code for a protein of 309 amino acids. The record is from RefSeq and is a predicted model, not a curated record. NCBI's taxonomy places the organism in Eukaryota, Metazoa, Chordata, Chondrichthyes, Orectolobiformes, Stegostomatidae. The transcript has 8 exons.